UCCGUGCUCGACGUGCUCCGUGUCCGGCGCAAGGCAGGCAGCCCGUUAGUCCGUUGGCCAUUAGCCGAGCAGCGACGCUGUCAUCAGUUCAUUGUAGACAUUUUCCCGGCACGGACGCGCGCUCCCAAAAGGCAGCCGUUUUGAGAAUAGUCGAAUCGAAUCGAGUCGAGUCGAGUCGGUGAACGGAGUUUUUCGGUUCUUCUUUUUUGGACACUGGCCACAAAAUUCGGUUGAGGUUGGCACUCGAAUUUCAUUAGGGCGACCGCAAAACAGGACGCGGCCAGCAAACAAAAUGUUAACCAUGGCUCGCAUUUUAGCAACGACCAAAUAAAUGAAAAAACCGCACAGCCCCGCAACAGCCAAGUGACUCUGAAUGACAGCUUGAGCAGCCGUUGUCCAGGAGCCAGGAGCCAGGAAGCAGGAGCAGAGCAGGCGAAACUGCGACAGUUGCCAUGGGCGACCUACAGGCAACCAUUGAGUUUUCCGUUGAGCUGCACAAAUUCUUUAAUGUGGAUCUCUUUCAGCGCGGACUCUACCAGGUGCGCUGCGGACUGCGUGUGUCGCCCCGCCUGCCCGUCCAGGUGGAGACCAGCAUACCCGAGGCCAAUGGCAAACCGAUUGGCAACGGACACGGCAUCGGAGUCGGAGUCGGAAUCGGAGUCGGAAUUGGUGCCGGAAUCGACACGGCCAGCGAUAGCGAACGUGAACGUGAACGUGAACGGGAACGGGAACGAGAGCUGGGCUCGCCGGAUGAUGUGCAUGUAACGCUGGGCAGCGGCAGUUGUACAUCCGCAUCCAUUAUAAAUGGCAGUGGCGCCUCACGCAUAUUUCAGAUACUCUACCGGAACGAGGAGGUGCCACUGCGCGAUGUCAUCCACUUUCGCAGUCAUCUGCUGGUUGACAGCCGUCACCUGAAGGAGUCCAUAGAGCGAGCCGAGUUCUCAUUGCAAUUGGAAUUGUGGUUUGGCGAACAGAAUGGCACCAGCAACUUGUCGUUGGCCUCCAGCCGCAAUCUUCAGCUCAAUUUUCAUCCAGGACGUGGUCUGCACUAUCAUCUGCCGGUGCUGUUCGACUAUUUUCACUUGGCGGCCAUCAGUGUGGGCAUUCAUGCCAGUCUUGUGGCCCUCCAUCAGCCGUACAUCAAGAAAAGCAUGUUCUCAUUUAUCAAGUUAUGUGCACCGCGCAGCUCGAAGCCGUGGAGCGCCAGCAAGUUGAGCUGUCGUGGCAACACCUCACCGGGUCCACUCGAGGCGGUCUUCUUUGGCCCACAGAUCGGUGGCACCACCAAAUGCAGCGGUGGCCCCAAUGGCCGACUACUGCAAUCCCGGCAAAUUCAUCGGGAUAUCUGCUGCCUGCUGCUCGGCGCCAUCGAGCAACUGAAGGCGACCCUCAACGAGUUCAGCACAGUGCUGCCACCCAGCAUCAACUCGCAGAUUGGCUCGCCGCCACUCAGAGAAAACGAUAUGGGAGAGCGGCUGCAGCAACUGAUGGAACAGGCCAAGCUACUCGAGGCUGAGGAUGACUUUGCGACGCUGGCCAACUCGGACAUUGCGCAGCUGUGCGCCGAGAGCAUCUUCUGGUGGCGUCGCGUGCUGCUCGCCUCCCGAUCCUCGACGGCGGUGCACACGCUCCUCGCCCGCAAGCAUCACAUUCUGCGCGUGCGUCGCUUUGCCGAGGGCUUCUUUGUGCUGGAGCAGCCGAGACACGCAGCCGCUGGGUGCCAGGAGGCGAACAGCAGUCCAGGUCAUUGUCAGGGCUAUGCGGGAAUUGCAGAGUUGGCGCGCAGGAGUCGCUACUUGCAAUCGCUGCCACCACUGCCUGUGCAUUGUACACCCAUCGAUGGCGAUGCGGCAUCGCUGCCGCUGAUCUUUGAGGAUCGGUAUGUGGUGCCAGGUGCCAGCUAUGCGAGACGACGAUCGGGCAGUGAUCCACAACUGGAGGAGACGUCCACUACGGGAACGGGGGGCAGGAAGAAGUCGCUGCCAGCGGAUAAGACGCACUCGAGCAGCAGUUUGAAUGGCACCAAAGAUUGCCUCGCCUGUCACUUUGACUACGACUAUCCGCAGGGCAAUGGCACUGGUCCGGCUCAUCCGCAUGCCAAGUGCGUGGUUACGCCCCGUUUCGCUCUGGGAGGCGAAGUGCUCCAGGCCAGUCUCACCAUAACGCCCAGCAGCAACGGCAACAUCAAGGAUGCAGCAGUUCCUUCGCUCGUCCUGCGUCACAAUCUCUCCAGGCAUUCGGUGACGGGCCUUCUCGAAGAUCUCGAUGUGGAUGGCACUGAGACAAUGACGCUGCCAACGCGUCACAGCAAAUCUUUGGAUCAGCUGGACGGUUGCCAGACAACGGCAGAGACGCCUCCCCAGCUGGCGGCCAACUGCAAUCCGCGGCAGGUGAGCUACAACACGUUGCCAGCUGGCCUGGCACGCCUCCAAGCCGAUGAUCUGAUGCGCAACAUCUGCGAGUUCCGUCAGCGCUAUGGCAAUGCCAGCAAAUUUGAUUAUCUGCACGAGAUCAAGCUGCUGAAUCCACCCAAGCAACAGCAGCAGCAGCAGCAGCAGCAGCAGUCUGGCUACACUGAGAGAACUAAACAAAUAACAUUGUACAACUCGCUGCCCAAGAGCAUGGUGCCGCCAAGAAACUCCUAUCCGCCGCCACCGCCCAGCCAAUACACAACGAUGCCCAGAAGCAGCAGCUCCCAAAUACCACGAGCCGUGGAGAUUGCAAGGGUGCGCGUCUCCGACAUCAAGGAGAUGCUGCGACAGGGUCAAAGUCAGCCCGGUCAGGCGGGUCACGGCAGUCAGGGGGCAUCGGGCGCGCUGCGCAAAGAGUCGAGCAGCUCGGAGAGCGACAUGAUGCAAAAGCUGCAGAUGCUCAGCUCGAGCAGUGUGCCCUUCCGGCUGGAUGCGACGACCACAACGACAGCGAAUAGUCAGAACAAUACGAAUAGCAGUGAUCCCAAUACAAGUGGUUUCAGUGAAUCGCUGCCCAAUCUGGCACCGCCACCAGAGUUCGAUUCGGAUUCGCGCCGACAACGCAGCAAUUCGACGUCGUCGUUGAGCGAGGAGAGCGGCUGGGUGAGCAGUCGUCGCAGCUCGCUGGCCAUCUCCAGUCCGGAUACGAUAACAAGCAUCAGUGGUCCGCACUCGAAGCAGCAGCAGCAGCGGCACACCCAACUCAAUCUGGGCAUGGGCAUGGGCCUGGAGACGCGUCUAAAUGGCGAGCAGCUGCGUCUGCGACUCCAGAAGUUGCUGGAGCAACAGCAGCAGCAGCAGCAGUUGCCACACAAGCCCAGCAGGAAGCGACAAUCGGCUGGUUCGAGUCAGAGUCGAACGCCGGCGAAACAGCAGCAGGAGCAGCAGCAGCAGCAGGAGCUGCACAAGAAGAUCUCAUCGGUGACGCUGACCAUCAAGAAGGAGCGCUCGCGCUACCAGCUGGAUCGUUUGCGUCACCUGCCCAACGGCGAAUCCACCGAGGUGGAGGAUUUGGAGCGUCCGCCGCCGCGUCGCAGUCGACACAAGGGUGGCGGUGGCGCCUCCGCCAGCAAAUCGAAGUCCGACUUUGACAUAACCAGUCUGAAGGAUAUGCAACCGCUGGAUGCAGUCUGUUUGCCGCCGCCACAGCAGUUCCAAGAUCAGGAACAGGAACAGGAAGUGUCCGCUGUGGUGGCACCGCCGCCACCCGAUGAGUUUCGCGAUCCACCACCACCGGAACCAGAACCAGCACCAGCACCAGCACCAGCACCAGUUGCGACACCAGCACCAACUCCCGCCGCUGUAGCUGCAGCUGCACCAACUCCAGCUGCUGUUGCUCCGAAAGCCAAGUCUAAAUCCUUGCCCUGCCAUGUGGUGCAUGCAACAGCACCGCCCCUAAAGGAACGCCAACCCAUUGGCGCCAUAGACAAUCCCGUUUAUCACAUCUACGAGUCACUGCGUCCCAUGUCCACACCGGCCAUCUUUAGCAAUAAGCCCGUACUCAAAUCUCACAGUCUGGCCGAACUGAAGCGUCCAUCGCAGCACCAAUGCAAGGAGAAUAUACUCGCCACGGAACAGGAUGAGAACAAAGAGAAUGCCAAUGGUCAAAUUCUCGGACGUGGCAAGCAAUCAAAUGGCUCGACGACCAAGCACACCAAGCGCAAGAAUCAACAGGCUUUGAGCGCACCGGAGGCAUCUCCGAGCAUUUCACUACUGGAAUUCGAAAAGUGUCGCGAGGAGUUUCGCAAACAAAUCAAAUACCAGGGAAGCAUCUACUCGGACUAUGUGCAGCUGGCAUCGGAGCUGCCCUAUUUCUAUAUCAGUGACGAGUAUCGCGCCUUCUCGCCGAAUGGCAUGCAUCUGGUUAUUUGUGUCCAUGGACUCGAUGGCAACUCGGCUGAUUUGCGUCUGGUGCGCACCUAUCUGGAACUGGGUCUGCCCGGGGUCAAUCUCGAGUUUCUCAUGUCCGAGCGCAAUCAGGGCGAUACCUUCUCCGACUUUGAUACAAUGACUGAUCGGCUCGUUGCCGAGAUCCUUUACCACAUUGACAGCUGUGGCUUGAACCCGGCACGCAUUUCCUUUGUGGCACAUUCCCUGGGCACAAUCAUUGUGCGCAGCGCCUUGGCGCGUCCACAGAUGCGCCCACUGCUGCCACGUCUGCACACGUUUCUCUCGCUCUCGGGACCACAUCUGGGCACGCUCUACAACACCAGCGGCUUGGUCAACAUGGGCAUGUGGUUCAUGCAGAAGUGGAAAAAGUCUGGCUCGCUGUUGCAGCUUUGCAUGCGGGACACCACGGACAUGAGGAACAGCUUUCUCUACCGGCUGAGCCAGCGGAGUACUCUGCAUCAUUUCAGCAAUAUUCUGCUCUGUGGUUCCAGUCAGGAUCGCUAUGUGCCCGCCCAUUCGGCGCGCCUGGAGCUGUGCAAGGCUGCCAUGCGGGAUGGCUCCUCAUUGGGCACAAUCUACAGGGAAAUGGUGCACAAUGUGAUUGCACCGAUUUUGGCCAGACCCGAGCUGACUUUGGCCCGCUUUGAUGUGCAUCAUGCGCUGCCCCAUACGGCCAACACUUUGAUUGGCAGAGCAGCUCACAUUGCGGUGCUGGACUCUGAGCUAUUCAUAGAGAAGUUUAUGUUGAUUGCGGGCCUGAAAUAUUUCAGUUAACAAGCCAACCAAAAAGCCGGAAAGGAUUUUUAAAACUGAUUUUGCUGACUUUUUUAACAGCCUUUCAUAUAGUGCUCCAUGAGGUGUUGAGCUCUUCUAAGUUCUAAUUUGUGUGUUUAUUUUAAUGUUAUUUAAUGUGUAACACAAACUAUUCAGUUCGAAAGGAAGAAAAACAAACUAAAACAAAAAAACACAGGGUACACUGAAAUCCAAGCAAGAACCAGUUUCUUCAGGCCAACAGAUUCCGAUAAGGAAUAAGGAAUUUAUUGAAGCAAAUUGUUAGACUUGAAUUUUUUACCAAAUGCAAAUCUUUUGUAGCGAAUUGAAACUAGAAAAAUCACAACCAAUCCAACAACAUUUAAUCAAAAGCAAAAAAAAGAACGUUUAAUCAAAAACUUAUAACCAAAUUGGAAUAACUGUUGAAAACGUGUUAUCGAUAAAUUACACUUUUUAUAGCUAAUAAGAGUUCAAAACGGAAGCCAAAGACAUCCAUCAUAAGUAGCCUAGAAACUAAGCUAAAAAAAAAAACCAAAAACAAAACACAAACUAUUCACGAGACUUUAUUGAAACGGUUGAAUUGGAAAAUGUAGGAAAACUGAGAAGUAUACGUAACUAACGGUAGCUGAGCACACGAAUACAAGGUUGCAUUUCGAUAAAUAUGUAUUAGCAAUUGUGAGACUAAUUAAAUAAAAAAAAAACACAAGAACAAGUGGUUUUUCCAAAUCUUUGUACUGCUAAAAAAACAAAAAACAAACAAAAAUAAAGCGACUAUGUUAGAAUGAAAUAGAUUAGCGUUAAUAGAGAAGUUUUGUAGAGAUUCGAAUAGUGUAUGUAAUAUGCAUUUGCGGAGUGCGUCAAUUAAGCUGGUUAGAAUAUGAAGGGUAUUUCUUUUGCGACUGCAAAAAAAACCGAAUCUGUUAAUGGGAACAACAAAAAAAAUGUUAGCAACAAUGAAUCGACGAAAGACAGACAGAAAAGAAAAGAGAGAAGGAGAGCAGUUAGGUCAAACUUGAAAAAUUGUAGUCUAUUCGUAGCGAUACAAACAUUUAAAUGUUUCUUUGAGCUUUUUCCAAUUGUUGUUGUGAAUCAUAUUUAGCUUACAAAAUUUCAACAUUCUUUGUAUACCCCUUUUUAAAAAUCUACCCAAUUUUGCCUAUACAUACCAGAAGUUGCAUUCUACGUGUAUAACCGUCCUAAAUCAAAACAAAAGAAAGUUAUAAUAAACUAUAUGUAUAUCAGCUUGCAAAUGUUUGAUUUUAAAAUACGAUUUAAGAUAUAUGUGAGCUGUUUUUCCUAAAGCACUUCGAUUUUACAAAAUGUAUUCAAAAUGUCUAAUAACUCUUAGUUGCGAAUUUGAAUGUUUUCUCAUUUCAAUAAAAUAUACUAAAAUACAAUUUUAGUAGA
Drosophila grimshawi is the source of this 6539-nucleotide messenger RNA. RefSeq lists its product as uncharacterized. Bases 453 to 5135 code for a protein of 1560 amino acids. The record is from RefSeq and is a predicted model, not a curated record. NCBI's taxonomy places the organism in Eukaryota, Metazoa, Arthropoda, Insecta, Diptera, Drosophilidae. The transcript is spliced from 12 exons.